UAACAUAGAAUUAAACACUUCAAUUACCUAUACGGUUUAUAUGGAUAAGUUUAUUGUUAAUAACUAAAAUCUAAUUUCUGCAUCCGUUUAAAGAUUAAACAUCGAGAAGGAAGAAGGAUAUGCGCUAAAUCCGUGUGUUUUUUAGUAAUAUUACCAAAUCUUGACGAAUGAGAACGAUUGCGUCACAAACCUCGGUUGUCGCCAUGACGUCAUGCACGCUGAUAUUCCUUUUGCUGAUGAUGUGUCACAUGACAACUGUAGAAGGUGGCUCGAAGGAGGACAUGCGCACUCUUCUAUUCUCGAAACUAAACGAUUCCUCCUACACUCCUCGCGUGAGGCCCGUCAAAGACAGCGGUUCUGAACUGAAUGUCAGCAUCGACAUGUUCCUUGUGGCUGUCAACAACGUAGAUGAAGUGGAACAAAUGAUCACGUCGACGUCAUUCAUGAAGAUCACGUGGUUGGAUAUGUUCAUGACAUGGGCGCCUGCGAAUUUCAGUGGGAUCUCAAGCAUCGAGAUUCCCCAAGAUGCUAUUUGGAAACCAGAUUUAGCUUUGCACAUGCACGCUUGA
Molecule: messenger RNA, 569 nt
Organism: Dreissena polymorpha
Lineage: Eukaryota; Metazoa; Mollusca; Bivalvia; Myida; Dreissenidae
Product: acetylcholine receptor subunit alpha-like
Exons: 3
Coding region: 168-569 (133 amino acids)
Biological process (GO): monoatomic ion transmembrane transport
Cellular component (GO): membrane
Molecular function (GO): transmembrane signaling receptor activity; extracellular ligand-gated monoatomic ion channel activity
Source: RefSeq, a predicted model, not a curated record